CCAAUGUGAAAUCAUAACAUGUCCGACUGCAUCAUUUUCUCCAUGAAGUCUGGACUAGCGUAGUUACUGCCUAGGCUCCGUACCAAUGUAACACGACUCUUAUCAGCUUGUGUGCGAGAGAUCGUGAUGGUACUUAUUCCCAGAGAUAGUGUGAGGGCCUAUAUGUAUUAAAUGAAGGUUAAUAUGCCUUUGAACGUGGGGUCGGCCAUUUUUAAAUCCCUGGUUCGUCCUUCAACGCACGUGGUUUAUUUUUUCAUUGGCGAAUCAUAGACGUCCCGCACAUUUUCGUUCUUUCCUGCUCCAAAAUGACUUCGAAGUGCAUCGUAUGAUGGCUUGAUGGCCACGACAUGACUUUAUUCAGGAACCUGGGGGCUGUCGGGUGCAACAUAUUUAGCGUAAACAUUCUGUGAUAGAACAAUGCUGAGUAGUGAGGAAGCGGACCUUAGUAAUUCAGAAGCAGAAGGAUCAGCUGAUGAGAAUGUCCAGACUGCAGGACCUCAGUUAUACCCUGGUGGACCUCAGCUUGAGCCCCUCAAGAUUGAUGUCAAAUAUGAAGGCCUUCCUCCUGAUAUUGUUUUGGCCCUCCGUCAAGUGAAGCAGGCAGCUAAGACAUCUUUAUUUCACUGGAAGAGCUUCCCCAUUCAAGUGCCUGAACCCAUCAGUCGCAGUCAAAGUGAGGGCCCAAGAUCGUCCCAAUCCAUCAACCCAAAUGAAUUGUUUGUGGAGCCAUCCUUUGAAGAACUUGACAGAAUAGCCCUUGACUCUCAGGGUCAGCUUAAGAAACUGACUCCUUCUCAAAUCGAAUGUAUCAGACAGGAAGGUGAAUUUGAGGUGGAGAGCGUGAAUUUCCCUGGGCAAGUGCAUCGUUGGAGGCUGUGCUCACUUCUUCAGAAGGGCAAAGGGAAGACAGAAGAAUCUCUCCAGGAAGGCCUGGCACUCUCUCUCUGUCUAAUUAUUAUCUCAGCUAAGAACAGAUUUGUAUCCGACAACUUCAGUGUUCGGGCUGGGAUCAGGUCACUCAAAGAAGGUUUAUGUCAGCUUCUUGAUGCAUUGAUUGGAUUGCCAUCACUUGGUUCAAAGGGAAUAAUGGAAAGACUGCAAGAGGAGCGAGCAAAGUAUCUAGUAGUUGAAUUGCUGUGCCAGUCAUCAGAUGAGUGCGACUUGGAUGGUCUAUGCCACUUUAUCAAGGAUCAAGUAGUACGUCGAGAGAAGGAAUUGGAAGGGAAGGUGAAUGAUGAUGUGGAUAUGAUCCCUCCCUGCCCACCUAUACCCCUUGUGUUCCGUACUCCCAAGGGCAGUGAUGUAGAUCUUCGACUUUUUGACCGGCAGCUGAUGAGGAGGUUAUCACAGAUUCUGGUCGGGAUUUUGGAACGGGAAACAAAGGGCUGGUUUCUUCACUUCAAAGAACAGCACUUGGCUAAAUUCAAAGAUCAACUCCUCUCAGAUGCUGAUAUUGAAAAGGAAACAAAUCUAGCUGUGAUGGAUGAAUAUUUACGGAGAGUGUUUCGUAGCAUAUUGGAGAACCCUGAUAUUGCAGCCCCUGGGGAGGGCUUGGGGAAGCUAUUAGUAGAGCAAGCCAAGUCUGUCAUUCUCAUGGGAAGAGCAAUGGACAAUGUACAUGAAAUGUGGAACCGGACAUGGUUGGAAAAGGAGAAACGUCUGAAGAUUAACCAUCCUAUUCUCUCAAAGAUUCCAGCUUGGAUGGAAGAGAGGCUUCUGCAGGCAGAGGCUGAAUUUGUGGCCCAACAUCAGUGGAGUGCUCAUGAGGAGGCUUUGUCUCUGUGCCGGGACCACAAUCUCAACCAGACUCUGUACUUUCUGUCCCGAGAUCUCAUUUUCAUGAAAGAGAGGGAGCCAGUGCUGAUGAAAGAGUUGCAGUGUCUCCAAGAACCCACUCGGACAUAUCGGUGGUAUUCACACAUAUGGGAUCCAAAGAAGUGGGUUAUCCAUUGUCUUUACCAGGGGCAGUGUGAGGUCAUACCCACUGUGGUCUCUAAUCAGACUGCACCCAUGACACGUCCUCGUUCAGCACUUCGAGAGCCAACAUACUUCCUGGAAAAAUUCCGGACAAGGACCACUUCAUCACGUUGGCUCUUUUGGAGGUGGCUCAACUUCAUCCAUUGCUUCUAUUCUUGGACCAACAAUGCCUUUUAUUUCUUUGGGUAUGUGAUUCCAUGGACAAGUCCUAUCAGCCUUCAAGCACUCAUCUCAGCAGAGCCCUUCAUGGCUGAUUAUGAAUUGUCCCAGGCAAGUUCUUCCUUGAAAAUGGUGAAUGGAUCACUAUGCCCUCAGCCAUCUUCAACCCGCCAGACCUUGCAGUCCCAGCUUCGACUGCUAUGGAAACAUGUUUCUCAUGAGAGAACCUCAUUCAAAAGCAAACCAAGCAUGGCUUUUCUUGGCAAUGAAAUAUCCCGCCAUGCCAAUUGGUCCUGGAACUAUGUAUUGAAGGGUGGACUGGGCUCUUUGUUCCUCUGCAUUUUCUUCCCACUUACCUGCCUGCUUGUCUGCUGUGCAAGCCUCCUCCUUACCAUUGCUGCACCUAUCUGGAUGCUGGUUCUUGUGCUGGGCUUCCACUUAUUCAAGAUCCUUAUUUAUGAUCUGGACUCACCUGAGCUCACGGAAUUCAGCAUACAGUGUCAAUACUUCUCUCCCAUCAUCCUGGCUGUUGUCUGGAAAAUUGUUAUACUUGGAAUCAUCCAACCCAUAAUUGCAUUUCUAUUGGGAGCCAUUGUUUGUCCCAUCUUAGCUGCAUUUGUCCUCUUGGCUGGGUUUCUUCAAUAUUAUGCACGUCUUGCAUGGGACUGGAUCAUGCUGGAAACCCUGAUAAAACGCCUUGGAAGGAUUCCAGCUGUGGACACCCUGUUUGCAAGCCGUGUUGCUGGUCCUGGACUUGGUUCAAACUUUUAUUAUCAGAUAACAGUUCCUCAGGCAUUAGCAUCCUUGGAACUGAGGAUUGAAGGGGAAGAACUUCGUGCAUAUGCUCAGCAAAUGGAGAAGCUCAUUCGUAAACCUCAGGAAGACCUUCGACGUUUCAUUCAGCAAGUAUUCCAGCCAUUCUCAGCCACUGUGACGUCAACAGGGAUUUAUCUCCAACUGGAGAAGGAAGCCAUGAUCCUCCUACAGACUCUGGAAGACCGAGUGCGAAGGAGAACCAAGGAGCUCACUCUGCAGCUCCCAGCCGAUAUUCGGAACCGUGUCCGAAUGCCUGAUUGGCAGCUGAAGCUGGCAUUACAUCAUGGUGCAUCAAUGCUGUGCCGCCAUUAUCCAAGCCGAGUGCUCAGUCGUCUGUCCACCCCACCCACUGAAUUCUGGGAGGAAAAAGGGCUCCUUGUGGAAGACUGGCCUGGUCUUGCUGCUCUCUUUUUUUCUGAGAUUUUCAGCCCUGGUUUCCUCUGUGUAUUAGAAGAUGGCGAGACACGGUUUCAGCUUGAGUCUCAUUUGGACCUGAGUCGUUUUGAGGUGGAAGCAACCCAUUUCCCAGAGGACAUGUCCAGUGUGAUGCUCACUUGCCACAAGCGCAAAAAUAUUACAAUUCACUCACCAUACCUGCACACUGAUUGCUUCAAUCCCACUGUCCGUCCAUUCCUGACUCGGAAAACACAAACCAGGAAGAGGACCGGGCCACUCAACAGCCGUACCAAGUUUGAGACAGAGAAGCAGAAGCUGAUGAUCCCUUUGCCAAUCCCACACCCAGUGCUCAUCUGUGCCCUCAUCUACAAUCGAGACAAUGAAGAGUCAGUGCCCCUGGAAUCUCGCAUCUGUCAGCACAUCAUGGCAGACCUGGAGCGCUCUCGACCAGCCAACGCACCUCCAACAGACAUCACCAGCAUGGACACAGAUGCACUUAGCAUCAUGACAAGUCAGCAGGUGAGCCAUCACAACCUCCACAGUGUCACAUUGAACCUUGUCUCCCCAAAUGAAGUAUCAGUUAAUGUCACUUCCCAUGGAGACACCAGAGCCCUUCGAGGGUAUGGAACUCUUGUUUGAGACAGGAACUCUGGGACCUCAAUUUCAUGUUUUUCCUCACUCCAAGGUGCAAUUGGCCCAACAGAGCCAACUAUAAGUGCAAUGAUUCCAACCACAUUGUGCAGGUGGAUUUAACAUUAAGAGUCAACCUCCACCAUCCUUACUUGUUUUUUGUGCCAUUCUUAUGUUCUAUAGUCUGUGAUUGUGGAGCGUUCCUCUCUUCUGCCUGAUGAUUUUUGAAUCUCAAAAGUAAAAGUCUCUUGUGUUCAUUUCGCAUGACAUGGUGAAGGACAUUUAAGUUUGAAAUUUUCAUUUCCCCUUCAUGUUUUAGGUGUAUUGCAUAUGUUAUGCAUUGGACCAUUAUUGUGUUAAACAUUGGACCAUUAUUUGUACUGUUGUUCAAUUGGUUUGUUGUCCUGAAAUGAUGCCAGGCAGCUACAAAUUUGAAAGACUUUGAAUAGACUAUUCAAUAAUAUAUUGUCCAAACUUUAUAUAGAUUUAGAACUUCAAGAUUACCAUCUUUCAGCUAAUUUUAGAGAGCAGUUUUAUGAUUGAAUAAACAGCACAUAGGUUCAUUCUGAAAUCUCAGAUACGCAGGCCUAGUCAUGCUGCAAAUACAUUCUUCCUACUAUUCUCGUCUCAAUAGACUUGAGUUUGUUGCAUUGUUCUGAAUCUGUUGAAUGACCUGUACCUGUAAGAUGAGGAUUAUUGUUGAACUCUGAAGACAGAGCCUAGGCAGAUGUGGAAGCACAAUUUUAUGUGAUAGCAUUACAGGAACACUGACUGCCGAUCAAGUAUCCUGCAUAUCCCACAUGGUUAUCAUUUGUCUGUGUGACAAAGUCUAGCACUGAUCACUCAUGCAAGUGAUAUGUCAGAACACAAAUGUGCAUGGAUGUCUAGCUUCCACUACUUUCUGAUGUUUGGUCUAGCUGCCCGUCCCCUCUUAGGUGUGACUGCCUUGUGAUUGAAGGCCACAGGAAUUGUGAAAAUAUAUUUGAUGAGGCCAUAGAAAGGGCAAUAAAGUAAUUGCUGAUGAGAGGAA
Darwinula stevensoni is the source of this 5008-nucleotide messenger RNA. The record is from the annotation of a GenBank genome assembly. NCBI's taxonomy places the organism in Eukaryota, Metazoa, Arthropoda, Ostracoda, Podocopida, Darwinulidae.